Messenger RNA from Westerdykella ornata, 980 nucleotides. Its product is annotated as NADH-ubiquinone oxidoreductase. Gene Ontology annotation, biological process: mitochondrial electron transport, NADH to ubiquinone. The record is from RefSeq and is a predicted model, not a curated record. Lineage: Eukaryota; Fungi; Ascomycota; Dothideomycetes; Pleosporales; Sporormiaceae. Bases 7 to 684 code for a protein of 225 amino acids. The transcript is spliced from 3 exons.
CCAACCAUGCUUCCGCGCACCUUGCGCACCCGCGGCGCCCUCCGCCCCCUCACCUCCCCCCCCUUCAUCCUCCGCGCCAGCGCCAGCGGCGCCACCGCAACCGCUCACUACUCGUCCACCACACCACCAACGUCCAACACGCCCAACCAAGUGCCCGCCAACGACCCCAAAUCCCGACCCGCGCCGCCCAACGUGUCCGUCACGAACGCGACGCCCGUGUCGUCGGAGGGCCACCACGACGCGGCACUGGUGGAAGCCGUCGAGGUCGGGGAGGAGAUGCGGCGGAUGCAGGCGCCGAAUCGGGAGGGGGUGUGGAGCCGGAGCCAGCAGCGACGGGAGGUUGCGAUGAGUGGGCCUAGGUUUGAGCAGAUGGUUUGGGGGGAUCAGCCCCGACCCUACGCCGCCAUCGAGCUCAUCCACAAACAACCCGUCCGCUGGACCCACAAACGCAUCGUCUCGUGCGACGGCGGCGGCGGUCCCCUCGGCCACCCGCGCAUCUUCAUCAACACGGAUAAGCCGCAGAUCUGCUGGUGCACGUAUUGCGGCGUGCCGUUUGCAAACGAGCAUCACAGGAAGCACCUCGAGUCGCUGCCGCAUACGUCGUACCCGCUCGAGCCGACGGGGGAUAAAUUCGAGGUGGGCGAGACGCAGCGCGUGAGCGAUGAUGUGCUCGGUCAGCGAUAGAAAGAUAGACUACUAACGAAGGGGGGGGGGAUUGAUCUGUAAAAGGGAUUUGUAUAUAUGAUUAGCGCAGAGCGAAUCAGGGAAUGGGAUAAAUGAGGCCAUUUUCUGAUUUGUUUACUUGUUUACUUGUUUGUUUGUUUGUUGUUACAGCGCGAGAGCGCAUGCGCAGCAGUGCAUAUUCACUCAACUCUGACCAGGGAAACAGGGACUUUCCUCGUCCUCUUCAUUUUCUUCGUAGGCUCAUCAUCCCUCAUUCCUCAUGCUUUCAUAGUCACCACCUCCUUCCUUCAUAUCUG